This is a messenger RNA of Lycium ferocissimum, 570 nucleotides long. RefSeq lists its product as uncharacterized. Gene Ontology annotation, molecular function: nucleic acid binding; 3'-5' exonuclease activity. Gene Ontology annotation, cellular component: cytoplasm; nucleus. The transcript has a single exon. The record is from RefSeq and is a predicted model, not a curated record. The coding region runs from base 1 to 570 and encodes 189 amino acids. Lineage: Eukaryota; Viridiplantae; Streptophyta; Magnoliopsida; Solanales; Solanaceae.
AUGGAGGUUACUAUUCAACAUGACGAAGUUGACGAGAUGAUCUACACAACAACCGUACGAACAUUAAACCAAAAAGCCACCGCAGUGGAGACCUUAUGGAAUGGAUCAGACUUGUGCUAUUCAAAUCAUUCGCUAAUCAACAAUUGGGUAUCCAAAAUAAAAAAGACUCAAGAGAAAAAGAAAGAAAAAACAUUAAUCUUGAGUCUUUUUGCUGAUCGUAGUGCACAAUACAAGAAUAACAACUUCUCAUACUAUGACUGCAAAGGCCAAGUAUCAAAGGCUCCUUUUGAACUCUUACAACUUUGUGUUGAUAAUCACUGCCUCUUCUAUGAGCUUGAUGGAUAUUAUUGUAAGAAAUAUCCUAUGUCUUUGUGGAAACUAUUGUCUGACAACAAGACCACCGUAGUUGGCGUAGGGAUUGAGGACGUGGUCAAGAAACUGGAGAAGGAUUAUAAUAUGAAGAUUAGCAAGUGGGUGGACUUGAGAGAUAAGGCUAGGGAAAAGGGUAUUUUUGGUGAAAUUGCUAAUAAUUGUAGUGUGGAGAAAUUGGCUAAGAAGGUUUUGGGUUAA